AUGAUACGCAUUGCUCGCUACAAGCUGCCAUGGGUGCCUAAUUUUGUUUAUAAACAUCUUUUGGAGGUCAUGUUUGAUAACAGGAAAGAGAGAACUGAACUUUUGGAGGCAUUAAUCACAAGGGACAAGGACUUUAGCAUUCCUGAUUACUCACAGAACAUUCAUCUUUUGUGGGGAGAAAAUGACAUACUUUUCAGCCUGGAAGACGCUCAUAAUUUGAAAGGGCAACUAAAAGGCAAAGCAACAUUGCAUUGCAUAGAGAAGGCAGGCCACCUGGUUGCAAUAGAGCGACCAUUUGCCUACAAUACCCUCCUCAAGAAAAUUUUGGCCUCUUUCUAUGAAGAUGAAAAGCAGAAACUAUGAAGAAUUUAAAUGCACUUUCAAUAACAAUUAGCAUUUUAUUGUCACUGAGUUGUUUGCUUGCCUUCAAACACUGAUCUUAUUUUUUUUUUAGUUGGGAAAUAAAAUAAAGGAGACUUA
Hevea brasiliensis (rubber tree) is the source of this 480-nucleotide messenger RNA. RefSeq lists its product as uncharacterized. The record is from RefSeq and is a predicted model, not a curated record. The transcript is spliced from 4 exons. NCBI's taxonomy places the organism in Eukaryota, Viridiplantae, Streptophyta, Magnoliopsida, Malpighiales, Euphorbiaceae. Bases 1 to 363 code for a protein of 120 amino acids.